AUGAGCACCCAAGGGUACAAAAGGACAAAUUUUGAGGAGGAUGACAUAUCUAACAGCAGCAAUCCUCCAGCCAUCGACUUCAACGCAGGCGUCGUCUUCAAGGGAGGUCUAUCAUUAUGGCAGAAAAAAUCCAUCUUGGAGAGGGUCCUCUUCAUUCUCACCAUAGUGUUGUCAGUUUCAGUUAUCAUCCUGGCCAUCGUUCUGGCCUCAAAACAAGCCCAUAUUACCUACCUACAGAAUUCAGCGGUUUGUUUAGAACCAAGCUGUGUCCAGGUGUCAAGUGCCCUGCUCACUGCCAUGGACAGAAGUGUUGAUCCAUGUGAGGACUUCUACCAGUAUGCGUGUGGAGGCUGGAUCAAAUCGCAUCCUAUUCCCUCAGGGCACUCUCGCUUCAACAUGUUCAGCGUCCUGUGGCAAGCAAACCAAGUCAUUAUGAAGCAUGCAAUAGAACAACCAGUGAAUGCUUCUGUGAAUUUGUCGGAGUGGAAGGCUCAGACCUACUACAAAUCUUGUAUGGAUGAGAACAAGACGAUAGAGGACCUUGGUGCCAAACCUUUACUGGACUUACUCAAAGAUGAAGUACCUGACUGGUCUAUUUCGGUAAUCGACUCCAACUUCGACCUCCAGGACCUGCUAGAGAGGAGUAAGAAGUAUGGUGUGUCCACCUUGUUUGCUGUGUGGGUUGGAGAGGAUGACCGCAGCUCGUCAAAAAAUAUACUAAAGGUGGACCAGUCUGGGUUAGGUUUACCACAACGAGACUACUACCUUAACAAAAGCAUCACCCAAGAUCCAGUAUUAAUUGCUUACCUGGAGUAUAUGACAGAGGUUGGAAUGUUACUGGGAGGAGAAGAAAACAGCACACGUUCUCAGAUGAUUGAUGUUAUCAUGUUUGAAACAAAGUUAGCCAAUAUCACCAUUCCUUCUGAAGACCACAGGGACGAGGAAAAGAUGUACCACAAAAUCACAAUUGAACAACUGCAACAAAACGUCACAUUUAUCAACUGGCUCCAUAUCAUCAACAGCUGUCUGUCAAUGGCUGACAUACAAGUGACGUCGUCAGAGAAAAUUGUUUCUUAUGCUGGAAAUUAUCUACAAGACAUGGCUGAGCUUGUUAAUGAAACAAUGAAGACAGAAAAAGGCAGGAGGACCAUGUACAACUAUCUCAUGUGGCACAUCAUCAAGUCUAUGACAUCAUACCUGUCCAAGCCCUUCCGGACAGCACGGAAAAUCUUGUCCGAGGCCCUAUCAGGUACGACAGGGGGAGAAGAGCUGUGGAGAGAUUGUAUAUCAGACACGGAUGAGACGCUAGGCUUCGCAUUGGGUGCCAUGUUUAUCCGUGAAGCAUUCAACGGUGACAGUAAAGUAAAGGCUGAUGCUAUGAUAAAGGAAGUAAAGACAGCUUUCAAGAACAACUUACCAAAACUGAGCUGGAUGGACAAAGAAACCAGGGCUGCAGCUGUAGAUAAGGCUAAUGCUGUGGUUGAUAUGAUAGGCUUUCCUGAAUACAUCCUCAAUGUUUCCAAGUUAAACGAAGAAUAUAAUCGCUUGGAGAUAAGAAAAAAUGAGUACUUUGGAAACAAUAUCCGGAGUACUAGCUUUCAACUGAGAAAGAACUUUGAAGAACUUCGGAAAACUCCAAAGAAAAACAGAUGGAGUAUGACACCACCUACAGUGAAUGCUUACUACACUCCCACCAAGAAUGAGAUUGUCCUCCCAGCCGGUGUGCUACAGGCUCCGUUCUAUGAUGCCAGCUUUCCUAUGUCGUUGAACUUUGGUGCAAUAGGUGUUGUGAUGGGACAUGAGCUAACUCACGGAUUUGAUGAUCAAGGACGAGAAUAUGACAAGAAUGGAAACCUUCGACCCUGGUGGAAUAACCAGUCAGUGAUUAGAUUUAAGGAGAGAGCUGAAUGUAUGCAGAAACAGUACUCUCAGUACAAACUGAAUGGUGAAAAUGUGAAAGGGAAGCUUACACUAGGAGAGAAUAUAGCUGACAAUGGAGGACUGAAAUCUGCAUAUCAUGCAUAUACAGAUUGGAUAUCACACAAUAAACAGGAGCGUCCCCUGCCGGCUGUUAACCUCACACACAAACAGCUCUUCUUUCUUGGCUUCUCUCAGGUGUGGUGCUCUACAAGUCUAAAAGAGGCUGACCAUCUACAGCUGCUGAGUGACUCCCACAGUCCAGCUAAGUUCAGAGUUAUUGGCACGCUUUCGAAUUCAAAAGAGUUUGCAGAGCAGUUCAAGUGUCCAACAGGGUCCCGGAUGAAUCCAAAAGAGAAAUGUGAAGUUUGGUGA
Molecule: messenger RNA, 2292 nt
Organism: Ylistrum balloti
Lineage: Eukaryota; Metazoa; Mollusca; Bivalvia; Pectinida; Pectinidae
Product: endothelin-converting enzyme homolog
Exons: 20
Coding region: 1-2292 (763 amino acids)
Biological process (GO): protein processing
Cellular component (GO): plasma membrane
Molecular function (GO): metalloendopeptidase activity
Source: RefSeq, a predicted model, not a curated record